UCCAUUUUAUUUUCUUCUACAGUCAACAGGGGCAUUUAUCGCAGCAUCCAGAUAUGCGAGUGCUACGCAUAUACCAUCUUCUGUUAUUAGCCGAGGAAUCGGCUGGCUGGGAUUUGGCAUUUUCCUGGACUGUUUAUUUGGCACUGGAAUCGGAUCAACCGUAUCAGUGUAAUGCUGCUAACCUUCUGAAGAAACAAAUAAAUCAACUAAGCAUUCUGAAUGCUUAUAUUAGCAUGUACUUCUGCUGGUCUGGGCUUACUGCAAUAUUGCAACCUCAACAGCUUCAGAACAAAGUUCAUUUUAGGCUUUUCUUUCUUCAUGGGGCUUUCGGUCUGGGCGCGGUCCUGUUCACGCUCAUUCCGUGUGGUUCAACAAAAUGGUUCUUGUCUUCUUCACGUCCCCGGCCGUGGGGCAGGUUGCGUAGCCAUAUUUCUCGACCUUACUCUUGCGCGCAAGCAUGCCAACACUAG
Molecule: messenger RNA, 470 nt
Organism: Salvia splendens (bonfire salvia)
Lineage: Eukaryota; Viridiplantae; Streptophyta; Magnoliopsida; Lamiales; Lamiaceae
Exons: 4
Coding region: 54-470 (138 amino acids)
Source: RefSeq, a predicted model, not a curated record